Messenger RNA from Hymenoscyphus albidus, 1071 nucleotides. The record is from the annotation of a GenBank genome assembly. Lineage: Eukaryota; Fungi; Ascomycota; Leotiomycetes; Helotiales; Helotiaceae.
AUGGUUUCCUCAACGACUGUCCUUCUAGGAUUUGUGUCCGGUUCUCUCGCAGCUCUUCUACCCCGUCAAGCAACUCAAUGUACUUUCUACGCCAAUGCUGUGGGUUUGGAAGGAAAUCCAAAUGUUAGACAAGACACCAUUGGACAACCCAAAAUCGGGGGUACAUUCCCAUUGGCAAAAUACAUCAUCGACAACAACAGCUUGAAGGAUACACAAGGCCACACCUGUAUCAUCUCACCCGAAGACUCACAACUCCAAUGCACCACAGGCGUUCCCCAAAAUACUGUCUUUACAUUCUCCAACGAUUUCCACAUCCUUCACAACUAUAAUUCAAAAUGGCUCGCUUGUCCAUCUUCGGGUCCAGGAAGCGAUGGAAGUCAACUCAUCUUCAGUGAUGCAAAACCAGAUAAAACAGGCUGUUCCGAAAUCGAGCUCCUAGCAGGAGGUUUCGGUUGCGCCGCUCUAGGACGACCAGAAACCACCACCUCUCCCAAAUCAGCCCGCAGCACACCAGCACCCUACCAAAAGGUAGAAAACACCUCCGCAAUCUGCCCAACAGACAUCAGCAGCGGCACCUUCCAAUUCCCCCACCUAAUCAUCCCCACCUCCCUCACGAACCCCGACCAAAUCUUCGGAACCUCCUACACAGCCUACAUCUCAGCCUCCAACACCACCCUCUACACCUUCGACAUCCCCGCCACGGCGCCCUACCUCGGAACCUGCUCCUUGAUCUUCCAAUUCCCCUACGGCUCCGAACUCGACCCGUCCGUGCCGAAAUUCUACUUCUCUGGCUUGGAACAGCAGGAGUUGGGGGGUGGUGGGCUGAAUUUCGCGCUGCUGGAGGGUGCGGUGACGAAUGAGACGUCGGCGAGUGUUACGCCGGGUGUUAAGACGGAUUUUGGGACGAGGAAGAUGGUUCCUGGCACCAAUAUGACGGUUGGGACGUUCCCUUGUAAGAAUUUGAAUGGGAGGGGGACGGUUAAGGUUAGUAGUGUGGGGGAGGUGGAGUUGGAUUAUUUUCAGGAUUCCAGGAGGCAGGCUAUUGGGUUGUAUGUUGUUCCUUGUGCAUAG